Daphnia carinata is the source of this 1380-nucleotide messenger RNA. Its product is annotated as retinol dehydrogenase 13-like. Lineage: Eukaryota; Metazoa; Arthropoda; Branchiopoda; Diplostraca; Daphniidae. Bases 31 to 1065 code for a protein of 344 amino acids. The record is from RefSeq and is a predicted model, not a curated record. The transcript has 6 exons.
UCGUCUUAUGAAUCAUUCCGGCUACGAAAGAUGUCUGUGUUUACGUUUGAUGUCCCUAAUAGUGUUAUUGGUGCCUUAAUCUUCACGGUAGCGUUAAAAAUUUACUAUGAAGCUACCAAGGGAAUCUGUAAGAGCUCGAAGAGACUUGACGGGAAAACAAUUAUUGUUACGGGAUCCAAUACUGGUGUCGGCAAAGCAACAGCACUUGAUCUUGCUUCCAGAGGUGGACGCAUAAUUCUAGCGUGCCGAAAUCUCAAAAAAGCUUUGGUAGCAAAAGAUGAAAUUGUUGAGAAAUCGAGGAACCCCAAUGUGUUGAUCAAAGAACUUGAUUUAGCAUCCUUUUCUUCGAUCAGAAGGUUUGCAGCUGAUGUACAAAAAACAGAGCCUAAACUUCACAUCCUCAUCAACAAUGCUGGAUGUGGUGACAUUGAACAAAAGACGACAGAGAAUGGAUUAGAACAGCAGAUGCAAACCAAUUAUUUUGGUCCUUUCUUGCUUACAAAUUUGCUACUAGGUUUGAUGAUUGAAACCGGCGAGAAGGAAGAAGAGAAUGUGCGCAUUGUCAAUGUUGGUUCUGAUGGUCACUUUUCCGUUGGAGAUCUGAACUUGGACGACCUGAAUUUUUGUUACGAGCGAUCCACCAAAACGAUUUGGUCUCCUGUUCAAAAUAACCUAUGGUUGCCCAUUAAAAUCUAUGGAACUUCGAAGCUGUGUGUUAUUCUUUCCAGCUGUGAGUUAGCAAGGAAACUGGAACUUCUUGGAAAACCGGUCACAGUCAACUCUCUUCAUCCAGGAGGAGUGUACACAGAAUUCACCCGUUUUUCCAAAAUAUUGUCCGUGCUUAUGACGCUUUAUCGCCCGUUUUUGAAGAGCCCAGCAGAAGGCGCACAGACCUCGAUUUAUUUGGCUGUGGCUGAUGAAGUUUCAAAUGUCAGCGGGCAAUAUUUCCGCGAUUGCAAGAUUGCCCAGCCUUCUAAGCUAGUUCGGGACAAGGAACUCGCAAAAAAAUUGUGGGAAGUAACCGAAAGGCUUGUUCGUUUGGAACCAAAAGAGAAGUUUUUUUAAUGGACUCACGAAUGUCCUUCCACUUGCGUUCGUUGGAAGCUCGGGUAGCGUUUAAGAAAUUGUCGUUGCUCCUUAUAAUUCUUUAAAGUGUACUUAACGAUUGUAUCUAAUUCCUCUAAAUGUUUCUUUUAUAACGAUGUAUUUUUACACUUGCUUUUGACUUCCGAUGCUUUCGAUGAUUUUUUUAGAAAUGCGAUUUAAUUAGUUAUAAAAAUAUUGAAGACCGUGUGUAAUGCUGUGAUGUGCCAUGAUGACGGUGCAUAGUCUCCGCAUUGGGGAAAAUUAAAUCAUGUUAAGUAAAGAGAUAUAAAUUAA